UGGCAGUGUAUAGCCGGUAGUGGUAUCCUCUGCUGCAUGGACGUAGUGAGCGUAGCAUAGUCUUCCAGCGAGGGUAGGAAGCGCUUAAAGGGACGAAAAUGUCGGGCAAGAGUUUUCGAGUCAGCGACGGGGACUGGAUAUGUCCGGAUAAAAAGUGUGGAAAUGUGAACUUUGCAAGAAGAACAAGUUGCAACAGAUGUGGCAGAGAGAAAACCACAGAGGCAAAGAUGAUGAAGGCGGGAGGGACGGAGAUUGGAAAAACACUGGCUGAAAAGAGUCGAGGCCUCUUCAGUGCAAAUGACUGGCAAUGCAAAACAUGUGGCAAUGUAAAUUGGGCGAGACGGUCAGAGUGCAACAUGUGUAACACCCCCAAAUAUGCCAAGCUUGAAGAAAGAACAGGUUAUGGUGGAGGAUUCAAUGAAAGGGAGAAUGUGGAAUAUAUUGAACGGGAAGAAUCUGAUGGAGAAUAUGAUGAAUUUGGUAGGAAAAAGAAAAAAUUCCGCGGGAAGAGCAACAGCACAUCUUCCUCAAAAGAAAGUGAAAAGAAAGAAGUAGCAAAAGAGGAAGAGGAGGAAGAGGAGGAGGAUGAAGAUGAUGGUGACCUGUCCAAAUACAAAUUGGAUGAUGAGGAUGAGGAUGAUGAUGAUGAUGAUGAUGAUGAAGACGAAGACGAGGAUGGUGACCUGUCAAAGUACGACCUGAAUGCCAGCGACGACGAUGACGAUAAGCCAGCUAAGAAAAAGGGCAGCCGCUCCGGUUCUUCUCGCUCCCGUUCCCGCUCAUCCUCGCGCUCUUCCAGCUCCAGUUCACGGUCUAGGUCCAGGUCCCGCUCUAGAAGCUCAUCCAGUUCCAGAUCUGGAUCUCGCUCGAGGUCCCGCUCCAGAUCCAGCUCCAGGUCUGGAAAGGGCUCCUCUCCCCGGAAGAGGUCCCACUCCCCCUCCUCCUCACCUGAGAGGAGACAGAAGCGCAGUCGCUCCAGGUCAUCAUCUGGAGGGAGAAAACGGAGACGUUCUAGAUCACGUUCGUCCGAAAGGCGGCGUGGCCACUCUUCAGGAUCAUCCCAUUCUGGCUCCAGUUCAAAAAAGAAAUAACUUUCUUACUGUCUUUAAUACAAGAAAAGGAAUCCUAGUGGAAGUGCAUGUUGUGUUGCCAAAAAAAAAAAAAAAACAACAUCCCUUCAGUAUAUCUUCAUCAAAUCUCCAAAGUCUUAAUCGCUCCCAGAAAAGGAGAAGCAGCAGCUCCCUUUUAAAAACCACCUACAUCCCAGUCUGUGACAAGUGUUUGUAUAGGUUUCCAAUAAACAUAAAUGUUUGGUCCUAUAUGAAAAUCAGAUCUAGUGUUCAAGAGGCUGUAUUCCAUUUUAAACCCACUCAACUUAAUAUCUUCAUGCAUUACAUUUAGUUUAUGAAUGAACUGGAGCAAAACCUGUCUUUUUUUUUUUUUUUUUUUUUUUCUGGGCCGUAGGAGACACCAGUGAUUUUUCUAAUAAGUACAUUGUUUAUUUUUUAAGUCAGAGUGAAGUGCUUAAGAGCCAAUUUAGAUGUAAUGUAGCAAUGAAUUUUGGCCUGUUUUAUUUUCCUGAUAAAUGUGCUGUAUUUUGUGUUUUCAAGGUAAGUAUUUUACUUUUUGAUAAUGCUUGUUUUAAGUACAUUCUUGGUUGCUUGGUUUAGGUUUGUUUUUUUGUUUUUUUUUUUAUAAUAAAUUGUGGCAUAUUUUUACUUUAUGCUACAGAUUCUCUUCAUUUGUCAUGAAACAAAUUACUUCAAAAGUAGGUUUUUUUGUUUUUGUUUUUGUUUUUUUGCUCCAGAUUAGUGCAGGAAGGGUAACAUUUCUGGUAACGUGUGGCAGUAUCGUCUUUAUGGGGAAAAAAAACUCCUAAAAUGUACUUGUGUAAAUAAAAUCCUGGCAACAUUG
This is a messenger RNA of Archocentrus centrarchus (flier cichlid), 1914 nucleotides long. RefSeq names its product zinc finger, RAN-binding domain containing 2 (gene zranb2). The coding region runs from base 99 to 1091 and encodes 330 amino acids. NCBI's taxonomy places the organism in Eukaryota, Metazoa, Chordata, Actinopteri, Cichliformes, Cichlidae. Gene Ontology annotation, biological process: RNA processing. The transcript has 10 exons. The record is from RefSeq and is a predicted model, not a curated record. Gene Ontology annotation, molecular function: RNA binding; lipopolysaccharide binding.